AUGCCUCGUCUAGAUGUGGAAAAAACCAUCGAAGAACUCUCCCUAGGGGAGAAGGUCGCCUUGACGGCCGGAAUCGACUUCUGGCACACAGCCUCCGUGCCUCGUCUCAACAUCCCAACUCUCCGCAUGUCCGAUGGCCCCAACGGCGUGCGCGGAACUCGCUUCUUCAAUGGCGUCCCAGCCGCAUGUUUCCCUUGUGCUACGGCGCUGGGCGCCACAUGGGACACUGAGCUGCUGCAUGAAGUCGGUCAAUUAAUGGGCGAGGAGUCCAUUGCCAAGGGCUCGCACAUCAUUUUGGGUCCCACGAUCAACACCCAGCGGUCUCCGCUCGGAGGGCGUGGAUUCGAGUCCUUUGCUGAGGACGGUGUGCUCUCGGGCCACCUGGCCGGUCACUUCUCCAAGGGUAUUCAGGAGAAGGGCGUUGCGGCGACCCUGAAGCACUUUGUGUGCAAUGAUCAGGAACAUCAGCGUAUGGCUGUUGAUAGCAUUGUGACGCAGCGGGCUCUGCGCGAGAUUUAUCUGUUGCCGUUCCAACUGGCUAUGAGGAUUUGCAGAACGGCUUGUGUCAUGACGGCUUAUAAUAAGGUGAAUGGGACUCAUGUCAGUGAGAAUAAGGAUAUCAUCACGGAUAUUUUGCGGAAGGAGUGGGGAUGGGAUGGUUUGGUUAUGAGUGAUUGGUUCGGUACGUACAGCACCAGUGAUGCAAUCAAGGCUGGUUUGGACCUAGAGAUGCCGGGCAAGACACGCUGGCGUGGAACUGCCUUGGCGCAUGCCGUUUCGUCGAACAAGGUCCCUGAGUUUGUCAUGGAUGAGCGUGUCCGCAAUGUGUUAAAUCUGGUUAACUUUGUGGAUGGCUUGAACAUUCCGGAGAAUGCCCCGGAGAAAGCUCUCAACCGCCCACAGGACCAGGCUCUCCUCCGCCGUGCUGCGGCGGAGUCCGUCGUGCUCAUGAAGAACGAGGAGAACAUUUUGCCUCUGCAGAAGGACAAGUCUAUUCUGGUGAUUGGUCCCAACUCCAAGGUUGCGGCGUACUGCGGCGGUGGCUCCGCGUCUUUGGAUGCGUAUUACACUGUCACUCCGUUCGAGGGUGUCUCGGCUCAGAGCAAGGGUGAGGUCAAGUACGCUCAAGGUACCUACUCGCACAAGGACCUUCCUCUCCUUGGGCCCUUGCUGAAGACUGCCGACGGCAAGACUGGCUUCUCAUUCAAGGUGUACAACGAACACCCUACCGAAUCUAACCGCGAACUGAUCGAGGAGCUGCACCUGGUCUCGUCGAGCGGUUUCCUCAUGGACUACGUCAAUCCCAAGAUCAAGUCUUUCACUUACUACGUCGAUAUGGAGGGUCUCUUUACCCCCGAGGAAGACGGCGUCUACGACUUCGGCGUCACGGUCGUCGGUACGGGUCAACUGUUCAUCGACGGCGAGCUCGUCGUGGACAACACCAAGAACCAACGCCAGGGCUCUGCCUUCUUCGGCUCCGCUACCGUCGAAGAGAAGGGCUCGAAGGAACUCAAGGCCGGCCAAACGUACAAGAUCCUCUUCCAGUUCGGCACAGCACCUACCUCCGACCUCGACACCCGCGGGGUGGUAGCCUUCGGACCCGGUGGCUUCCGCUUUGGGGCCAGCCGUCGCGUCGGCCAGGAAGAGCUCAUCGCCAACGCCGUCAAGCUCGCCUCCGAGGCUGAACAGGUGGUCAUCUUCGCCGGUCUGACCAGCGAGUGGGAGACCGAGGGCUACGACCGCGACCACAUGGACCUGCCCCCCGGCAGCGACGAGAUGAUCUCGCGCGUGCUGGAGGUCAACCCGAACGCAGUCGUGGUGAUCCAGAGCGGCACUCCGGUGACCAUGCCCUGGGCCAACAAGACCAAGGCGCUCCUGCACGCCUGGUUCGGCGGCAACGAGUGUGGCAACGGCAUCGCGGACGUGCUCUACGGCGACGUCAACCCCUCCGGCAAGCUGCCCAUCACCUUCCCCGUGCGUCUGCAGGACAACCCCAGCUACGUCAACUUCCGGUCCGAGCGCGGCCGUGUGCUCUACGGCGAGGACGUCUACGUCGGAUACCGCUACUACGAGAAGACCGAGCUGGCCCCUCUCUUCCCCUUCGGCCACGGUCUCUCCUACACGACGUUCACCCGCUCCGACCUGACCCUCAGCACCACCCCCGAGAAGGCCCAGUACGAAGAAAGCGGCGAGCCCAUCACCGCAACCGUCACGGUGACCAACACCGGCAAGGUCGCCGGUGCCGAGAUCGUCCAGCUCUGGGUCACCCCUCCGGCAACCGAAGUGAACCGCCCCGUCCGCGAACUCAAGGGCUUCGCCAAGGUCUUCCUGCAGCCCGGCGAGCAGAAGAAGGUCGAGAUCGUCGUGGAGAAGAAGCUGGCAACCAGCUGGUUCGACGAGAUGCGCGAGAAGUGGGCGUCCGAGAAGGGCGAGUAUGAGGUUCUUGUUACCGGUACUGGCGAGGGUGUUCUCAAGUCGUCCUUCCAGGUCGAGAAGACUCGCUACUGGCUGGGUCUGUGA
Messenger RNA from Aspergillus bombycis, 2520 nucleotides. RefSeq names its product beta-glucosidase H. Gene Ontology annotation, biological process: glucan catabolic process. The transcript is spliced from 2 exons. Gene Ontology annotation, molecular function: beta-glucosidase activity. Bases 1 to 2520 code for a protein of 839 amino acids. Lineage: Eukaryota; Fungi; Ascomycota; Eurotiomycetes; Eurotiales; Aspergillaceae. The record is from RefSeq and is a predicted model, not a curated record.